AUGGGUAGCGAUUGGAGAGGAUCAGUGGGGAAGGUGAGGUCUUUCGUGGGGAACUCGAUGGGAGGUCUAAGAGGAGGUCAGAAUAUCGCAUCUUGGCUCGUAGCGGGAACAAUCGCUUACUAUCUGUGGGUUAAACCAGCUCAGGAUCUCAAAAAGGAACGAGAGGCUAGGGCACUUCUUGCGGUUGCGGAUCGGAAUCAAUACGUGGAGAAGAGGAAACCAAUCGCUGAUCCUCAGGUUACUGGUCUGGUUUAUGGAAACAAGAAGAUAACCGAUACACCACAGGAUUGAAUACUCUUUUUUUUUUUGUUUCUGCAAGUUUGAGAACAUCUUUUUGUAAGUCUGUUUAGCUUCUGCAGUUUUGUCCUGUUUUAUCAUAUUGCUAAGAAGAUGAUCUUUGUAUAGACAAAAAAAAACACUAUAGUUGUGUCACUUUACAAACAAUCGAAUCAGAGAAGGAUGGAAACUUUUUUUUGUUAUCCGUUUGUGAGGUUUGUUGAGAAGGGAAUCUGAAACUUCAUUU
Eruca vesicaria subsp. sativa (arugula) is the source of this 523-nucleotide messenger RNA. NCBI's taxonomy places the organism in Eukaryota, Viridiplantae, Streptophyta, Magnoliopsida, Brassicales, Brassicaceae. The record is from the annotation of a GenBank genome assembly.